UACACAACCUGCAGCCUCGCCACCAUUUUGCGUAGAAGAUUAACUACAGUCCGCUUUAAAGGUGGAAAAGAGCCUCUUUUUCCGGCAAUGGACGGCAUCACUAGUGAUGUUGCAGUUGGUGUAAAGAGAAGUUCAGAUGAUUUGCUUUCUGGCAGUCUUUACAGCAGUUCAAACACUUCAGUUAAGGCUAAUGGAAGUGACAGCAAAAAAUUAAGAGUGGAGGACGGCAUGGACAUCCCGCCCUCGAGAGUCAUUCACAUUCGUAAACUUCCGAACGAGGUUUCUGAGACGGAAGUCAUUGCCCUGGGGUUGCCUUUUGGGAAAGUUACCAAUAUCCUGAUGCUGAAAGGCAAAAAUCAGGCAUUUUUGGAGCUCGGGACUGAGGAAGCUGCGAUUACCAUGGUGAACUAUUACACAGCAGUGACUCCUCAAGUGCGAAAUGUUCCUGUGUGCAUCCAGUACUCCAACCACAAAGAGCUCAAAACGGACAGUGCGCUCAAUCAGCGUGCCCAGGCAGUUCUGCAGGCAGUGUGUGCCGUUCAGGAGGGAGGUUCUCCGAGCUCAGACUCAGCAGGAGAGUGUGUGUUAAUACCACCGCCAAGUCCAGUCCUGCGCAUCAUCAUCGAUAACAUGUUCUACCCGGUGACACUGGACGUCCUGCAGCAGAUCUUCUCCAAAUUCGGAACAGUGAUGAAGAUAAUCACAUUCACUAAAAAUAAUCAGUUCCAAGCGCUGCUGCAAUUCAGCGAUCCUGUAAAUGCACAACAGGCCAAACUGUCUUUGGAUGGACAGAACAUCUAUAACUCAUGUUGCACCCUGCGCAUCGACUUCUCCAAGCUGGUCAACUUAAAUGUAAAGUACAACAACGAUAAGAGUCGAGAUUACACAAGACCGGAGCUGCCUGCAGCAGACGGCCAACCUUCAGUUGAUCCGACGAUGGCUGCUGCACUUGGCAAGGACUCCACAUCCCUGCUUGGGUCGAUCAGUCCUCUAAGUGCGGCGGCUGCAGCAGCAGCAGCAGCUGGGCGAGUCGCUCUGUCAGGACACUCGGCGGCUGGUGCAGUGCUGCUAGCCAGCAAUCUCAAUGAUGAGAUGGUUACGCCCCAAAGUCUCUUUACCCUCUUCGGUGUGUAUGGGGAUGUGCAACGAGUCAAGAUCCUGUACAAUAAGAAGGACAGCGCCCUCAUCCAGAUGACAGACGGCAAUCAGGCACAGUUAGCUAUGAGCCACCUGAAUGGCCAGAAGAUGUUUGGGAAGAUCAUCCGGGUGACCCUUUCCAAACAUCAGACAGUGCAGCUUCCUCGAGAAGGCUUGGAUGAUCAGGGCCUCACUAAAGACUUCAUCAAUUCACCUCUUCACCGUUUCAAGAAGCCUGGCUCGAAGAAUUUCCAGAACAUCUUUCCUCCGUCAGCCACACUCCACCUCUCCAACAUCCCUGAGAAGGUGAAUGAAGAAGACCUGAGACUUCUCUUCUCCAACUCUGGAGGCACAGUGAAGGCCUUCAAGUUCUUUCAAGAUCGCAAGAUGGCUCUGCUGCAGAUGGCGACAGUGGAGGAGGCCAUUCAAGCCCUGAUCGACCUCCAUAGCUACGAUAUGGGCCGUGGCCAUCGCCUCAGAGUCUCCUUCUCUAAAUCCACCAUCUGAUGUGUAGCCUGCACCCUUUUCUCGUCCCCUACUCCCUGUGGAGUGUUGAGUGAUAGUUCAUUUGGAUCAGUCAUUCCUGAAGACCAUAUUAGAAACAUGCAGGCGCCAUUGCUCGCUCUUUCUCAGUAUUUUCUCUUUCUCCUGCUGUUAACCAUUUGUUGCUCCCAUAAAAAAAAAAUGUGCCUUACUUAUAUGAAACCACGUCAUCCCCCCCCCCCCCAAAAAAAAAAAAAAACUUCCUUGACAGACGAUAUAGCAGUGUAGGCACAUUUCCUUUGUUUGUGGUAAGGCGUUUUUUCUUUUUUUGUUAGCCCGGAUCUUGCCCCACCACUCUGACCUGCUGUUCUGUAGGAUAUUAAAUGUGGUAAUUUAUCUUUUGGAAAACCACAUUGGAGCGUUUUCAGGCCGGUUUUUAUUGGCUUGCUUUUUGUCUGUCGGAUAGCGUCGAGUUAUGAAUCGCUGAAAUACAAGUGACAUAGUUUAAUGAAUAACCACCUGCUAGAACACAUUCUGUUUUGUAUAUUUGUUGUUUGAGCUAACAGUUUUAAUGCAGUUUAAAAUUUUAUGCUGGAGACCCUUUAACUAACGCACACUCGAGUAGAAAGGGAUUUUUGAUGAACGUUAACAGCUGGCUCUUGGCAGUAGCGAGGCCAAGCUAACGGUUGUGUACGUUUGACCGAGGUCCAUUCAGAAUCCUCAUUAGCGAAAGCAGACAGUUGUCUGUUAGUUUAGAUGAUGUUUAUCAGGCAUGACCUGAUCACUAUAAACACUGCAAUCAACUCUUACCGAAGCAACCUGUCCUUGAAAUGAACUCUAAUUAAAGAGCAUGGAAGGAAUCCGUCCCUUUGUUUCUGAUCUGUGCAUGUUUUCUCAAGAUCAAAUAGUUUUAAUAAGGUAAUGAACCAAAUGAUUCGGUUUGUAGAUGCAAGAGGGUCUAAAGGGGACAGCUAAAGAUGAAACCUUUCAAUAAUAAGGAACAAUGAUGCGUUUGUACUAAUUUUACCUGCUAAACAACUUGCUAAUUAGCUUCCGUUAACUGUACAGAUACCCCAUUAUUCUUAAAUAGUUUCAUGAUGUGCAGAAGAGCUUAGGUAGACUCGAACCAUAUAAAAUGCGUUUUCCUAUCCAGGAUUAUUGAAGAUUAAAAAUUUAAAUACUCCAAAACAUGGAAGAAGGUCUAUAGUGCAUGAAUUAAAUGAAUACCACUCUCUUUUGUGUGAAAAUGACAUUGAAGUCACUCGGCAGAUCAAAUCCCACUGCGAUCAUUACUUGCACCCACACAGACCGAACACUUGUACUGGACACCCACUGUUUGACACUCUUGUGUAGGUCUAGAAAACAAAUGAUUAAUUUUCUUAAAAACGUCCUGAUUAUCCUGUAAUUUCUUUUUGAUGCAUUUGUGUGAAUUGUGCUCCUGAAAUAGACUUUGAAAUAAGUUUUGGUAAAAAGUUUUGUUUGCUGUUGACCGAAUCUGAUCACACCUCAAUCCUUUUGCUAAGUUUUGUGAUGUCGUCGUGAAGCAUACAAACCCUUGGAUGUGCACUACCAAUUAAAUGUUUGGAUGCACCUGCUGAAAGUUGGGUUUCUUGAUUUUUGGAAUCUUCUUAACCAGCUUCAUGAGGAGCUUUAAAGAAGAAGAAGGGGAGGCUUUUCCAAAACUUCCUAAAUAGUCUGAGCUCCUCAGUGUUCUAAAUGGAAAUAAGAUGGAAAUGACUUGGAGUAUUUAUUUAUUUAUAUACACACACACACACACACACACACAUAUAUAUAUAUAUAUAUAUAUAUAUAUAUAUAUAUAUAUAUAUAUAUAUAUAUAUAUAUACAGGGUGUCUCAAAAAAAUGUACUCACUUUGAAUGACGAGAAAACCUUUAUUUAUGAACAUAGUGAAAUGGAAUAGCUUCGAAUACAGAAGACAAAUGUAAUUGAAGAAUCAUGUUCGCAAAUGUUCAAAUUGAUGACCAUUAUUGUCCAGACAACGCUGAUAACGCGCACCAAGGGAUUCGCAAACAUCACAAAACAGGUCAUUAGGAAUAUCGCGACAUUGUCUUUCAAUUUCCAGUUUCAAUGCAUCAAUUGUUCUUGGUUUGGUGCGAUAAUUUCCUGCCAUGCUGUGAUUAAUUAAUUACACCUGCAACACAAAAAAGGCAGCAUGUUAGGGACAGUUAAAGUGUGAGUACAGUUUUUGAGACUGUGUGUGUGUGUGUGUGUGUGUGUAUAUAUAUAUAUAUAAUAUAGACUAUUCAUACAUUUGACUGGUAGUGUAUAACUAUUAGGACCAAAGCUGCCGUGCCUUUUGACUUCUGCAUGUUGUAUCAAGCUAGUUCAUUCAACAUUGGUUUUCAUUUCAACAGAGGGGAAAAAAACAGUCAGGAUUUAUCCCAGGCAGUAAACAUUUGUGGGAAUUCUCCAGUGAUAUUUGCUGUGUUUUGAAGGCUGAUGUUCGUUGAUGUACUAUGUGUUGAUUAAAUAAUCUGUGGUCUGAGGUUCAGAAUUAUGGAAGGGCUGUGUAUAUUUUCUACAUGGGUUGUUUUUACAUCUACAAAUUCAGUGUGAUUUGGAAGUGAUGCGAUUAAAAGUUCAUUUUUUUCUACCAGGCUCAUGCUGUAUGCUCCGUGUGUGCUUGUGCGCUUUCUCCUUCUGUAGCAUGCUCAAUAAACUCCUAUCACUCUGUAUUCACCUCUCUGACUCUCUGCUGUCUCUCUCUCUUCUGCUCUGAUUCUCUCUGCUCACACUGGACUACACAGGCAGGUUUCUUAUUCUUUUAUUUAUUCUCUCUCGAUUUAAAUUUUGCUAGGCUAGUCCAGGGCUCUGUUCUGGAUUGUACUCUGACUGAAGAUGGAGAGAUCACUGGAAGCUGAUGGCAGGAGUUGGACUUGGAGUAAAUGUCCUGAUUUGCAAUGGAUAACUCAAAUGCUCGGACAGCAAAAAGAAGGAAAUCUGUUAUCUCUAGCAGUUGCAAGGAUGGAAAAAGAAGGGGGAAGUCCAAUCAUUUAAUUCCGUCCCAGUGAAGUGAUUGGACGGCCUACCUGCCUGUCUGCUUUCCUACCUGUGCCCACGCUGCCACUGCACUCGUUGUGCGUGACCUUGUCUUCCACAAAGCUACACAGAUUGUAUUGCUAAAGUUAGUGAGCUCGUCAACAGCUGUGCGUAUUAACGAUACCUGUCUUUGUUGUUUACAUUCAUUAUGAUAAUUUGAGGUGUUUUCUUGCAUGUGAAUGAGAGAUGCGCUACACUCCUCUCCUGAACAUUCUCUCUCAGGGACUCGCUCUCAAGCAGUAAUCAGGCAGUGUGUGUUUUGGAGGAGUGGCAUUGGAAGGAAGGGGGUGGGAUACUUUUUUUUUUUCCAAUUUUUUUUUUCCUCUCUCUGGUUUCUCCAAAAUUACCUACCCUAACCCUAGCUUUAAAAUACUGCCACACAUUCGGUUUUCAUGAGGUUCCACCCAUGACAAGAACAGGCACUCUUCUGGCUUGGGCAUGCAAGUGUAUUCAUGCAAUUUCAAUAUACAUCUCAAAUGUAAAUGUAUAUCAGCAAAAGGGGUAAAUCUAUGGAAUAACCUUGAUAAAGAAUUAAAAAUGUGUGCAGUAUUAAAUGCCAAAAAAAAUUUGCAUGAUGCAUUUGUCUGUAUAUAAGAGAGGCCUACCUAUCUUAAGCUUCAUAUAUUUUAAUUUUGAUAAGGCUUCUUGGUAGAUAUGGUAAUUUUACAUUUACGCUUAGUUGACGUAUUUUCCCAAGAUUUAUUGCUUUUACUCUGUUUUUUUUCUUUUCUUUAAAAAGGGUAGGCAAAAUAAGCUUCGGUUUCAGCCUACACCUUUUUGGUGCCUUUCUGAUUUAGCUGCCCUGACUCUGUUUGUUCCUUGUGUAAAUGGACCGAAAUAAAACUACUACUACUACUACUAAUAAUAAUACGAAUAAUAAUAAUAACCUCGAAUCAGUAGUCAGCAUGCCCUCUUACCAGUACUGAAUUCCCAGAACAAUUGAAAAUAUAAUUUAAAGCCAUGUAAUGUUUAUUUAAUUUUUCUCUCAUUCACUUUUUUUUUUUUUUGUAACUGCGGCCCGAAGACACCCCGGAAGGCCUACCAAUCCAUUAUAGUGCACCCAUUUGCAUGCGUUUGCACAUAUCAAGGAGUAAUUUAUUUUAGCUCGUCUAUCCAGGAGCAUGUUUUUGGGAGGAAACUGGAGGAAUCCGUGUGGGCAUGGAGAGAAACGUACUGAAACUCCACACAGGACCUUGUCACUGUGAGGCAACAGUGUCAUUUUUUUUUUUUCUUUUUUAUUUAUUUAGACAAGUGAUCAGCAUACAUGAACAUCAAGACUGUUAAUGCAAUUUGUGGUGUCUGUUUUGUAAUGCUGAAUGCAUGCCAGAUUACAGUCAAAUGUUUAAGUUGUUUACAUAUCCGGUGAAAAUGGUCAAAUAAAUGGACUUCUUCCUGUUCAAGUAUCAA
This is a messenger RNA of Neoarius graeffei (lesser salmon catfish), 6088 nucleotides long. RefSeq names its product polypyrimidine tract binding protein 2b (gene ptbp2b). Gene Ontology annotation, biological process: regulation of RNA splicing; mRNA processing. The record is from RefSeq and is a predicted model, not a curated record. The transcript is spliced from 15 exons. Gene Ontology annotation, cellular component: nucleus. Bases 88 to 1644 code for a protein of 518 amino acids. Gene Ontology annotation, molecular function: mRNA binding. NCBI's taxonomy places the organism in Eukaryota, Metazoa, Chordata, Actinopteri, Siluriformes, Ariidae.